AGGAGGAGCAGAGGGCGGGGCGGGGAGGAGGGAGGGAGAUCUGGGUCCCGAGUUCCCUAGUGAGUGCGUGCGCGCCCCAGCCGAGCCGCGCGCUGCUGCGGUUUUCUUCUCUGCGUGCUUCUCCGAGAGCCAGGAUCUUGUGCUGUGAAGAUGUUUCCAAAGUGAAGAUGCUGCCCAUUAACCAGCAAUUCUGACCCACUGAGCCUGGAAAAAGAAGACUGUGAGGUCUGGAAGGUUGGUCUUGUCCUGCUCACUGCGGACCUGGGGAGACUUGGCCUUCUCCAUGGCACACCGGCUGCCACUUCGUCUACUGACAUGGGAUGUGAAGGACACACUGCUGAGGCUCCGCCGCCCUGUAGGAGAGGAAUAUGCUGCCAAGGCCCGGGCCCAUGGGCUGGAGGUGGAGGCCACAGCCCUGGGACAAGCCUUUGGGCAAGUGUACAAGGCUCAAAACCACAAAUUCCCCACCUAUGGCCUGAGUCGUGGCCUUACAUCCCGCCAGUGGUGGCAGGAUGUGGUCCUGCAGACCUUCCACCUGGCAGGUGUGCGGGAUGCCCAGGCAGUAGCCACUAUUGCUGACCAGCUCUAUAAGGACUUCAGCAGCCCCCAUACCUGGCAGGUAUUAGAGGGGGCUGAGACCACCCUGAGGAGGUGCCGAAAGCGGGGUCUCCAGCUGGCAGUGAUCUCAAACUUUGAUCAACGUUUAGAGGAUAUCCUGGUGGGUCUGGGACUGCGGGAACAUUUUGACUUUGUAUUGACCUCUGAGGCUGCUGGCUGGCCCAAGCCAGACCCCCGUAUUUUCCACAAGGCCUUGCAGCUUGCUCAUACAGAAGCAGCAGCAGCAGCCCACAUUGGGGACAGUUACCGCUGUGAUUACCAGGGAGCUCGGGCUGUAGGCAUGCAGAGUUUUCUGGUGGUUGGUCCAGAGCCUCUGGACCCCAUUAUCAGGGACUCUGUACCUGAAGAAUAUAUUCUCCCCUCACUGUCUCAUCUCCUGCCUGCCCUUGAGCAGGGUUCAGCCCCUGGGCUGUGAGUCUGGUGAGGAAGAUCCCUGGGCCUAAAUCAACUCUGGAGUCAGGGUGCCCCUUCUUUCUCCCAGAUGUGGGCCGGGUUCCUUCCUGUACAGCCGUCUAACUUGUUCUGAGUAAAGGAGGGCUGAGUGUUGGCUCUUGCCCACCAACCAGCUACACUCUGUGAGCUUGAUCAUUCUCAUUCACACCUGUGGCCCUUUGCUACCAUGAACCUCCCUCACCUCCACCCAUGUUCACUUUUGAGGGCUAGGGGUAGCACAGUGGCAGCAUGCUUGCUUAGUGUGUGUGAGACCCUGAGUGUGAACACUAGCAGUGGAAACCAGAACGGCAUUUUUGAUCUUUUAGUAGUAUUGUCAUUGGGAGUCUGAACUCCACUGUCAAAAUAAACAGAGUUGAAGCAAAA
Cavia porcellus (domestic guinea pig) is the source of this 1434-nucleotide messenger RNA. It is a transcript of the gene Hdhd3, whose product is annotated as haloacid dehalogenase like hydrolase domain containing 3. Gene Ontology annotation, cellular component: nucleus. Bases 284 to 1033 code for a protein of 249 amino acids. Lineage: Eukaryota; Metazoa; Chordata; Mammalia; Rodentia; Caviidae. The transcript has 2 exons. The record is from RefSeq and is a predicted model, not a curated record.